AUGUUUCUGGCACUAAUCCUGCUCCUCUUCUGCAGUAUUCUGCAGUCUGCUGCUUUUGAAGGAAAUUAUUUGUCCCACUUUUUCUUCCAAAACCAGGAAGAGUCUCUGCAGAGAAUUUUGAGCAGGGACUCCUGUUCUACUUGGGGUGGAGGGCAUUUUUCAACCUUUGAUAAAUACCUGUAUGACUUCACUGGGACCUGCAACUAUAUCUUUGCAACUGUGUGUGAUGAAACCAGCCCAGACUUCAACAUUCAGUUCCGCCGUGGGCUGGACAAAAAAAUUGCAAGGAUCAUCAUUGAGCUGGGAGCUUCUGUUGUCAUUGUUGAGAAAGGCAGCAUUUCUGUCAGGAGUGUUGGUGUCAUUAAGUUACCUUACACCAGCAAUGGAAUUCAGAUAGCACCUUAUGGACACAACACCCGUCUGGUGGCCAAGCUGAUGGAGAUGGAGCUGGUGGUGAUGUGGAACAAUGAUGACUACCUCAUGGUUUUGACUGAAAAAAAAUACAUGGGGAAAACAUGUGGAAUGUGUGGAAAUUAUGAUGGCUAUGAAAUGAAUGAAUUUGUGAAUGAAGGUCAGUUGCUGGAUACAUAUAAAUAUGCUGCAUUACAAAAAAUGGAUGAUCCAUCAGAGAUCUGCUUGUCUGAAGAGAUACCAAUUCCCACCAUUCCUCACAAAAAAUAUGCCAUGAUCUGCUCCAAGCUACUGAACUUGGUGUCACCAACCUGCAGUGUGCCAAAGGAUGGGUUUGUCAUUCGCUGCCAGCUUGACAUGCAGGACUGCAGUGAGCCAGGACAAAACAAUUGCUCUUGCUCUACACUCUCAGAGUACUCAAGGCAAUGUGCUAUGUCCCACCAAUUGGUGUUCAACUGGAGAACUGAAAACUUCUGCUCUGUGGGAAAAUGCUCUGCUAACCAAAUCUAUGAGGAAUGUGGUUCUCCAUGUAUUAAAACCUGUUCCAACCCUGAGUACAGUUGUUCCAGUCACUGCACCUAUGGCUGCUUUUGUCCAGAAGGAACUGUUCUUGAUGACAUCUCAAAGAACCGGACGUGUGUUCACAUGGAGCAGUGUCCAUGCACACUGAAUGGCAAAGCCUAUGCUCCUGGGGAGACAAUGAAAGCAGCCUGUAGGAUCUGUCAGUGUACCAUGGGUCAGUGGAACUGUGAAGACUUGCCCUGCCCUGGAAGGUGCUCACUGGAAGGAGGCUCCUUUGUUACCACGUUUGAUUCUAGAUCAUACAGGUUCCAUGGGGUUUGCACUUAUGUUCUUAUGAAGAGUUCCAGCCUGCCACACAAUGGAACCCUGAUGGCUGUAUAUGAAAAAUCUGGUUAUUCUUAUUCUGAGACAUCACUGAGUGCUGUCAUUUUCCUGUCCACAAAGGACAAAAUUGUGAUUUCUCAGAAUGAACUCCUUACUGACAGUGAUGAACUGAAGUGGCUACCUUACAAAUCAGGAGACAUCACUGUUUUCAGACAGUCUUCAAUGUACAUUCAAAUGUACACAACCUUUGGGCUGGAACUUGUAGUUCAAACAGCACCAGUAUUCCAGGCCUAUGUCAAAGUUGGAUCCAAAUUCAAAGGCAGAACCCUAGGCUUGUGUGGCAAUUACAAUGGAGAUACUACAGAUGACUUCAUGACCAGCAUGGACAUCACUGAAGGGACAGCCUCCCUGUUUGUAGAUUCCUGGAGGGCAGGGAAUUGCCCUCCUGCUUUAGAGAGUGACACUGACCCUUGUGCUUUGAGCCAGCUGAACAAAAUAUCUGCUGAGACUCACUGUUCCAUUCUUACCAAGAAAGGUACUGUGUUUGAGAAAUGCCAUGCUGUGGUGAACCCUAUUCCUUUCUACAAGAGAUGUGUCUACCAAGCCUGUAACUAUGAGGAGACCUUUCCUUACAUUUGUUCUGCUCUGGGAUCCUAUGCAAGAACAUGCAGUUCAAUGGGUCUAAUCCUGGAGAACUGGAGGAACAGCAUGGACAAUUGUACCAUUACUUGUACUGGCAAUCAAACAUUCAGCUACAACACUCAGGCAUGUGACAGGACAUGCUUGUCACUCUCCAACAGAGCCCUGGAAUGCCAUACAACUGACAUCCCUCUGGAAGGCUGCCAUUGUCCCAAAGGCACCUACUUGAACCACAAGAACGAGUGUGUUCCCAAGGCUCAUUGUCCCUGCUAUUUAGAAGAAAGAAAGUUCAUCUUUCCUGAUCAGUCAACAGUAACUGGUGGGAUUACCUGCUACUGUGUUAAUGGGAGACUGAGCUGCACAGGCAAACCUCAAAAUCCUGCAGAAAGCUGCAGAGCUCCUAAGAAAUAUGUAUCAUGUUCUGACAGUUUAGAAAACAAAUAUGGAGCUGCAUGUGCCCCUACCUGUCAGAUGCUGGCUACUGGGAUUGAAUGUAUACCCACUAAAUGUGAAUCAGGCUGUGUCUGUGUGGAUGGGCUGUAUGAAAAUCCUGAUGGCAGAUGUGUUCCAGCUGAGGAGUGUCCAUGUGAAUAUGGUGGCCUUGCUUAUGGAAAAGGGGAACAGAUCCAAACUGAAUGUGAGAGCUGCACUUGUCUGAAAGGCAAAUGGAAAUGUGUUCAGAAAUCCAAGUGUUCCUCAACCUGUAACCUGUAUGGAGAAGGCCACAUCACCACCUUUGAUGGACAACGUUUUGUGUUUGAUGGCAACUGUGAAUACAUAUUGGCCAUGGAUGGCUGCAGUGUUAGUAGACCUGUUUCCUCUUUCAAAAUUGUUACUGAGAAUGUCAUCUGUGGGAAAUCAGGGGUUACCUGCUCCAGAUCCAUCCGCCUUUACCUUGGGAACUUGACAUUCAUAUUGCGAGAUGGAACCUUCAGUAUUUCUGGGGAAAAUCCUGGAGUACAGUACAAGGUGAAAACAAAUGCCCUGCACCUGAUGUUUGAUAUUAUUAUCCCAGGAAAAUACAACAUGACCUUCAUCUGGAAUAAGCACAUGAACUUCUUCAUCAAGAUCUCCAGAGAAUCACAGGAAACCAUAUGUGGUUUGUGUGGGAACUAUAAUGGCAAUAUGAAGGAUGAUUUUGAAACUCGGAGCAAGUAUGUGGCAUCAAAUGAGUUGGAAUUUGUCAAUUCCUGGAAAGAGAAUCCUCUCUGUGGGGAUGUUUACUUUGUGGUGGACCCCUGCAGCAAGAACCCUUAUCGUAAAGCAUGGGCAGAAAAGACAUGUUCCAUCAUCAACAGCCAAGUCUUUUCUGCCUGUCACAACAAGGUGAAUCGGAUGCCCUACUACGAAGCCUGUGUCAGGGAUUCCUGUGGCUGUGAUGUGGGAGGGGACUGUGAGUGCAUGUGUGAUGCCAUUGCAGUCUAUGCCAUGGCCUGCUUGGAGAAAGGGAUCUGCAUUGACUGGAGGACCCCCGAGUUCUGCCCUGUCUAUUGUGAGUAUUACAAUUCUCAUAAAAAACCAGGAAGUGGUGAUGUUUAUUCCUCUGGCUACAACAGUGACAACUGCAUCUGGCAUUACAGGCCUUGUAAUUGUCCAAAUCAAAACUACAAAUAUGUCAACAUUGAAGGCUGCUAUAACUGCUCUCGUGAUGAGUAUUUUGACCAUGAGAAGUUAAGAUGUGUGCCUUGUGGAGAUGAGAGCAUUAGUGCCACACCUGAAACAUCUGCACCUGCAACAGUAACAGCAGUGCAGCCUGAAGUAACAAGAAGCUCUGCAGCACUUACCCUACCCAAAGUACAUAGUAUUUCUUCUUCUGGAGCUACUAUAUCAGCUGAGACCAUAAAUCCCACAAUAACCUCAAAAACCACAGUUCCAAGGUCUUCAUCAGCAUCACCUCUUGUCUCAAUAAAGUCAGCAACUGAGAGUGAGAGAACUCAGGCAACCACUCUGCUCCACCAAGUCCCAGUAGCUGUCACUCACAGAAGAACAACAAAGCCACCCCCAGUGCAGCACCUAAUCACACAGAAGACCACCCCUGCCAUUCCAGCCAGCAGCACCUCUGUCCCAAGCCCUGCCAGCAGCCCAGAAGUCCUACUGGAAGGAUUGUCUGCAAGCCCCAGCUCCUCACCUGCCACCUCAGCCUCAUCCUCUUCUGUCCCAUCCUCAGCUGUGUCCUUGACAAGGCUGAGACCAUCACAUCCUGCAAGGGAGCCAACCAGAGCUAAGAUUCCAAGUAGUAAACUCUGACACAGUCUGCAGGAGGCAAAGCACAGAAUACCUGUCAGCCAGUUGGAAGUGCAUGUGAAAGCUGAGACAUCCUCCCACCUGAGGAGCUCCAGGGCAAAGGAGGAAAACACAAAUAACUGCAGGAUAUCCUUCAAAACCAUAACAAGCCUGCACUUAUCAGAAGCAGGAAAGGAUGAGAUACUUUGAGGGACCAGAAACCCACCAAUUCAUCUUGGAAAAACCCACAAUAUGGGGGAAAUGCUCUAGAUUUCCUCCACCAUACAGUCCCAUAAAGCUUCUAGCCCAAAAGCCAGGAUUAACACCCACCCUUAUUUCUUACCUGCUAAGCCUCAAUCAACCUCUGCUUUCCUCCCCACAGCCUUCACCCACAGAGAGACAACCCUGCCCCACGUGCUGCCACCUCUCAGCACCCAGAAGACCACUGCCACCACCUCCACCAGCACCACCACCUCCAAGACCUCUGUCUCCAGAGAGGCCACCCCUGCCAGCAGCACACCCCUGACCCUGACCAGGACCUCGCCAAGUCCCAGCUCUGCCCCUGCCCCCAGCAGCCCUCUCAGCACCACCCAGCUCACAGCUCCCACCACUUCCACCCUCUCCUCCACCUGGGCCACAGCCCCCAGCCCCAAGCCUACCCCUACAGCCCUGAGGCCCAGGCCCUCUUCCCUGAGGAGCAGUGCUCCAACUGAGUCUGCUGCACCAGAGUCCUCUGCACCCUCCACUGCCCAAACCAGCCCUCUGCCUUCACCUGCUGCUGCUUCUCCCUCCUCCACUGCAUCCUCACCAUGGACCAGCUCCUCACAGCUCACCUUCACCCACAGAGAGACAACCCUGCCCCACGUGCUGCCACCUCUCAGCACCCAGAAGACCACUGCCACCACCUCCACCAGCAGCACCACCUCCAAGACCUCUGUCUCCAGAGAGGCCACUCCUGCCAGCAGCACACCCCUGACCCUGACCAGGACCUUGCCAAGUCCCAGCUCUGCCCCUGCCCCCAGCAGCCCUCUCAGCACCACCCAGCUCACAGCUCCCACCACUUCCACCCUCUCCUCCACCUGGGCCACAGCCCCCAGCCCCAAGCCUACCCCUACAGCCCUGAGGCCCAGGCCCUCUUCCCUGAGGAGCAGUGCUCCAACUGAGUCUGCUGCACCAGAGUCCUCUGCACCCUCCACUGCCCAAACCAGCCCUCUGCCUUCACCUGCUGCUGCUUCUCCCUCCUCCACUGCAUCCUCACCAUGGCCCAGCUCCUCACAGCCCACCUUCACCCACAGAGAGACAACCCUGCCCCACGUGCUGCCACCUCUCAGCACCCAGAAGACCACUGCCACCACCUCCACCAGCAGCACCAUCUCCAAGACCUCUGUCUCCAGAGAGGCCACCCCUGCCAGCAGCACACCCCUGACCCUGACCAGGACCUCGCCAAGUCCCAGCUCUGCCCCUGCCCCCAGCAGCCCUCUCAGCACCACCCAGCUCACAGCUCCCACCACUUCCACCCUCUCCUCCACCUGGGCCACAGUCCCCAGCCCCAAGCCUACUCUGCCCCUCUCUACUUCAAUUCGUUCCACUACGUAUUUUUCCUCUGAAAACAUCACAUUCAGUCCCCAUGGCAAAACUUCCUCAGUGGCAGUUCCCACCAGCAGCUCUGCUAAGUCCACUCCCAGUUUCAUUCCAGCCCUUUUAUCUACAACAGUUACUUUUACCCCCAGUGUUGUUACUGCUGCUUCUACAGAGUCACCUGAAAGGACUUCUUUGGAAACCAGGACACUGACAACUCCCCACACUACAUCAUCUGCUUUCACCUCUCUACUUUCAGCAUCCUUGUCUUCUGUUGUGCCAUUACCAAAAGGCACCUGUAGAGAACUCCAGUAUGAAGAGCAAAUCACCUACAAAGGCUGUUCCACCAAUGUGACUUUAAGCAGCUGUGAAGGAUUCUGCCCCUCUUCAACAAGAGUGAAUGUUGAGAUGAUGGUCACCACGGCAUGUGGCUGCUGCAGGCCACUCCAGCUUCUUCAGAAGGAAUUCCAGCUACCAUGCCAAGAUCCAGAUAAUCCUGGGAAAAGGCUGGUUACAAAAAUACCUGUAUUUAGUGGCUGUGGUUGUCACUCUGACAGCUGCAUGCAGUAA
This is a messenger RNA of Calypte anna (Anna's hummingbird), 6267 nucleotides long. It is a transcript of the gene MUC6, whose product is annotated as mucin 6, oligomeric mucus/gel-forming. The record is from RefSeq and is a predicted model, not a curated record. Gene Ontology annotation, cellular component: extracellular matrix. Gene Ontology annotation, molecular function: protein binding. NCBI's taxonomy places the organism in Eukaryota, Metazoa, Chordata, Aves, Apodiformes, Trochilidae.